Aspergillus sclerotioniger CBS 115572 is the source of this 1683-nucleotide messenger RNA. RefSeq names its product alpha-amylase. Lineage: Eukaryota; Fungi; Ascomycota; Eurotiomycetes; Eurotiales; Aspergillaceae. The record is from RefSeq and is a predicted model, not a curated record. Gene Ontology annotation, biological process: carbohydrate catabolic process. The coding region runs from base 1 to 1683 and encodes 560 amino acids. The transcript has 10 exons. Gene Ontology annotation, molecular function: calcium ion binding; alpha-amylase activity.
AUGGUUCUGUUGGUCGUUGCGGUUACGGUCCAGGCGGCUUCCCGAGACCAAUGGAUCGGUCGGUCGGUCUACCAGAUCGUUACCGAUCGCUACGCGCGAUCGGAUAACUCAACCACCGCGGCGUGUGAUGCAGCACAGGGCAACUACUGCGGCGGGUCCUUCCAGGGUAUCAUCAACAAGCUCGACUACAUUCAGGAUCUCGGGUUCGAUGCGGUCUGGAUCUCUCCCGCGCAAACCCAGGUGUCCGCUCGAACGGCGGAUCUCUCCGCAUACCAUGGAUAUUGGCCAAAUGAUCUGUAUUCCAUCAACUCCCAUUUUGGCACUCCCGAUGACCUCCAAGCGCUAUCCUCGGCGUUGCACGAUCGCGGAAUGUACUUGAUGCUGGACAUCGUCGUCGGAGACCUGGCCUGGGCGGGAAAUCCCACCACCGUCGACUACAGCACAUUCAAUCCGUUCAACGAUCAGAAGUAUUUCCACGACUUCCGACUACUCUCGGAUGACCCCACAAACGAAACCUGUGUUCUGGAUUGCUGGAUGGGAGACACCAUCAUAUCACUUCCCGAUCUGCGAAACGAGGACCACCAAGUCCAGCAGAUGCUGGGCACCUGGAUUUCGGAACUGGUGUCGAACUAUUCCGUGGAUGGAUUGCGCAUCGACAGUGUCUUGAACAUUGCCCCCGACUUCUUCGCGAACUUCACCAAGGCAGCGGGGGUCUUCACUCUCGGUGAAGGUGCCACCAAGUCAGCGACCGAUAAUUGUCCUCUGCAGCCCAGUAUCAACGGACUGCUGAAUUAUCCAUUGUAUUAUAUCCUCACAAACGCAUUCAACACGACCAACGGGAAUCUGAGCACGAUCAUUCAGUCUAUUGACUUUGUCAAGACACAGUGCGAGGACGUCCUAGCCCUGGGAACCUUUACAUCGAACCAAGAUGUCCCUCGCUUUGGCUCGUACACUUCGGAUAUAUCACUCGCUCGCAACAUCCUCACAGUCAGCAUGCUCACUGACGGUAUUCCUAUCCUCUACUACGGCGAGGAACAGCACCUGUCGGGCGCAUUUAACCCUGUCAACCGGGAGGCCUUAUGGCUCACCAACUACUCGAUGGACUCGACGUCCCUACCAUCGCUGGUCCAGUCGCUGAACCGCAUUCGAUCCUACGCCAGCGGGGAUGGCAAACAGUACACGGUGAAUUCCAAGUCCGGGACCGACUACCUCUCGUACCUUUCAUUACCAAUCUUCAACACAAGCCACAUUCUGGCCACCCGCAAGGGCUUUGCUGGCAAUCAGGUCGUGAGUGUCGUAUCCAAUCUCGGAGCCAAGCCCGCCACCAAAGCUACAACCAAGAUUACGCUGGGCUCCGACGGGACUGGAUUCCAAUCAAAACAGAACGUGACGGAGAUUCUGUCCUGCAAGACGUAUGUCACCGAUUCCCACGGAAAUCUGACGGUCGACCUCAGCUCGGACGGGGGUCCUCGGGUGUACUAUCCCACGGCCAGCCUGAAAGAAAGCACGGAUAUCUGUGGCGAUCAGACCAACACGACCACCCCGAGUAGCUCGGGAGCCUCGUCCGUAAGCCCAACGCCUUCCACCGGUGCUGAGACUUCUUUAUUCGGUCUGUCGUUGGAGAUAAGGACCUUGCUGGUCACGGUUGCAAUGGCCACGGCCACGUCCUACUUGUUUGUUUGA